AUGGAUCUACUGGAUUAUUUUCUCAUGGAAUGUGGUGUUACAGAUUUCGUAUCAUCGGCAACUACAACUUCUCAUCGCCAACGCUCAGGAAAAGAGGAAGUAGCAUUUUAUGUUGAUCAUGUACACGAAAAAAAUACGUUCCAACAAUUCUGGAAUGGUUAUCGAAAUGAAUUACCAGGAUUGUUUGAUUUAGUAAGAUCCUACAAUAUACGGUCAGCUACUUCUGUAGCGAGUGAAGGUUUGUUCAGCAUAGCUGGUAAUGUUCAGCGCAAAAAUCGAUCUUCACUUUCACCAAAAGCUUUGAAAUAUACUAUGGUAUUGCGUGAUCAGCAAAUUUUAUCAGAUCUCAUUGAAUCAAUGAAAUCGAAUUGA
Molecule: messenger RNA, 372 nt
Organism: Rotaria sp. Silwood2
Lineage: Eukaryota; Metazoa; Rotifera; Eurotatoria; Philodinida; Philodinidae
Source: the annotation of a GenBank genome assembly